Molecule: messenger RNA, 4282 nt
Organism: Labeo rohita (rohu)
Lineage: Eukaryota; Metazoa; Chordata; Actinopteri; Cypriniformes; Cyprinidae
Gene: cipcb
Product: CLOCK-interacting pacemaker b
Exons: 4
Coding region: 434-1408 (324 amino acids)
Biological process (GO): negative regulation of circadian rhythm; negative regulation of DNA-templated transcription
Cellular component (GO): nucleus
Source: RefSeq, a predicted model, not a curated record
GCAACAACCGGAGCAAUGACGUCACGUCAAAGAAUCCAACGUAAAUAUAGUAAAAAGAAUCAAACGGACGCGCUCUUGUGAGUUUAGCGCGCGCUUUAUGUCGCUGCGAAGAUGAAUAUUAAUGCUCUACUGCCUCAUUAACGUCACGUCGUCAGGCGGUGGGCGGGGCUUGUGAGAGAUCGCGCUCAGGUCUCGUGUACGGCACCGUGUAGCUGUGAGCGUGUUUUGCGUGACGGGGACGAACAGGGCGUCUGACCGACACCACGCAGCCAGAACACGGUAAGACGCUGCAGAACGAGCGCUGAACGCGAUUCUAACGCGUUUUAUCGGCGGAGGACUGCAGAUAGAUCGUGUUUUCAUCAGCUCUGGGGAUCCCCUGUUCCCGGAUGAAGUCACGGCCAUCGCGACGCGCACGCUCAUACGGUGGAACAGGAUGAGCACGAGGAUGAAGGAUGAAGGUCAUAUGAGAGCCAUGGCCAGAUUUAAAAACAAAAGGAUGGAAAAGUCAAAGCCGGAGUCUGAGAGGGACUCAGGGUUCUCAGACGGCAGCUCCGAGCACCUGAGUGUGGUCGAUCAGACGGAAACAGACGGUGCGUCGCGUUCCUCCUCCAGAUCGCAGGCGUCGCAGCUGACGGCGGUGGUGGGUGGAGCUCUGCCGGGCCUCUCGCCAAUGAUCAUCAUGAACAAUGUUGUUCUAAAGCAGCAGUCUGGAGAAAACCCUUCGUCUUUGAAGCCCUGGGCCUUCAGUCCGGCGGUGGAGGUGGUUCAGCAGCCUCAGGUCGUCUUCCUUCAACCUGUCGUCCCGCAAAGAUCCACCCCAGUGCCAAAGGGACCCCCGUCUAAGCGGCGUCGGCACAAAAAGUACCUCCCUAUCCUUAAAUCCUACCCCAAAAUCGCUCCUCAUCCCGGAGACAAGCCGCCUAAGAGCAGCAGCAGCAGCAGCACUUCUAGUUCCAGCUCCGCUUCCUCAGUCAAGAGCUCGUCUUCCCCUCGCAGUCAGAAAGACUCGCCGGUACCCAGCGCUCUUCCGCCACCCGCAGAUUCACAUACGACUGCCGCCGAACGGAAAUCCGAAUCCGUGGACGGCUCGCCGCGGACACUCACGCCUACUUUGCGCUCCGUUGACACGGACAACAAGAUAAAGCGCUUCUGCAACACGUACAACAUCCUCAGUAAGUCGGGCUUGCUGGACAUCACGCUGCGCACGAAAGAGUUGAUUCGGCAGAACCGCCGGACACAGACGGAGCUGGAGCGUCUGCGCGAGCACACCAACCUGUUCAUGGAAGCGCUGCAGACGGGAGACUCGACCAUCUGGAGCAAGCUGCAAAUGAGCAUGCAAGAGGAGGAGAAAGGGAAAGACAGGACGCCGCGCGACGAAGAGAGCCGAGACGCCAUUGCGCUGAAGUGAGACGAAGACGCCUUUCCUUGCCGUUUUAUGAACAUGCGUUGCAGAUGCAACUUUUGUCUGACUGUAUCUCGAGGUUAAAACAAUGCCAGAGCUGUGCGACGUCGUCCAGAUGUGCGUUCACUCUUUAAUAAGCUUCAGCCUUAAACUAGUUCAGUCCAUAAGCGCUUUACACUCCUGCUGUCAUUUCCACCUCUUAUGUUUCACAGUUUUGAAUGGAUGAAUGUGGACGCUCAAACAGGAUAUUAACAUUAGGCCUCGUUUACAAAGCACAAGAGCAGAUUCUGUCUCAAAACUAGCUGCAGAUCGUAUUUUUGGGCAGUGCUGUCGAUGCCCAAUAACACAGAUGAAAUAUGUGGCACAGCCGUUUCAUUUAAUUCCUCAAAGCAAUUAUGGGUAAUUAUGAAAAAUGGAUCAUUAUAGACUGUCUGUGGAAAGUAGGAUAGGCAGCAGCCCUACCCAUCGUCUGACCCCGAUCCUUUAUUAUGAUUCUGUGAUUUAGUUCUUGGCUUCUUUACCAAGUCAUGUAGGUCUUGUGCUUAAAAAGUCAGAAUGAGUCUGUUUUUUCAGAGACUCACAAUGUCCAGUUCAUAUUUCAAAUGGGAUUUUAGAUUUGUCAUAAAGAAAAUAUAGUCUGUUUUAGGACCAUUAAGGCAAAACACUACAGGUGAACAGGGUAAAAGUUUUAACUACUAAAAGUUACCAUACUUUAGCAGCUUAUUAAUCGCAGGACAUUAAUACACGUUUUCUGAAAAGUUAUGUUUAAUGUUAUGCAUAAUCUAAUUUAAUGUGCUAAUUUGCUUAUAUUUCCAGAAAAGAAAUCUGAAAAUUGGAUAAAGUCAGGUUCAAAAUUGAUUUUGUUCUCAUAUUAGACUUAAAGGUUUUUACAGAGAGGAUUUCUCUUUUUUUAACACUUCAUAAAUCAUAAAAUACUGUCAACAGCCAGGGAAAAAAAUCUGUAUACUUUCAGCAGUUUUUAGGAAUAAAACAUAGUAUAAAACCAGGUGAAUGAAAUAUAAACAAACCCCUCAGUAUAAUCAUUCAGAAUACAGAGAGGAAUAAAACUCUAAAUGUGAGUGCUGCUUAAGUGGAGAAAAAAAAGGCCUGAAAUUUAGAUGCAGAUAGAUUUAGUUUAAAACAUACAGACACACAGGUGAAUGAUGUAUGAACAAACCCCUCAGUAAAAAUCUUCAGAAUAUAUUUAUGAAUAAAACUCUAAGUUUUGGUGUAUGUGCAUGGUGCUGAAGUGGAGAAACAAACUCGUUUUCAGAAAACGGUCUCUAAAGAUUGAAUUUUAAAUUAAAUCUACAGAUGCAAAUAGAUAAGUUGCAAAAUUAAAACCAGGUGAACUAUAUAUGAACAAACCCUUCAGUAUAAUCCUUCAAUAUAUAGAGAGGAAAAAAACUCUCAGUUUUGCUGUACGUGGGUGCUGCUGAAGUGGAGAAACAAGCUCAUUUUGGGAAAAUGACCUUUAAAUAUUGAAUUUUACAUUUAGCCUACAGAUGCAAAAUUAAAACCAGGCGAAUGUUGUAUGCACAAACCCUUCAGUAAAAUCCUUCAGAGUAUCGAGAGGAAUAAAACUCUCAGUUUUGGUGUAUAUGCAUGUUGCUGAAUUGGAGAAACAAACUCAUUUUGAGAAAAUGGCCUGAAAUUUACAGACGCAAAUAUAUAAAGUUUAAAAAAGAAAAACACAGAUGAAUGAUGCAUGAACAAACCCCUCAGUAAAAAUCUUCAGAAUAUAUUUAUAAAUAAAACUCUUAAGUUUUAGUGUAUGUGAGUGCUACUGAAGUGGAGAAAAAAACUCAUUUUCCAAGUAUAACCUUUAAAGAUGUUUUAAAUUAAAUGUAUUUAAAUAGAUAAAGUGCAAAAUUAAAACCAGGCGAAUGAUGUAUGAGCAAAUCCUUCAGUAAAAUCCUUUAAUAUAUAGAGAGGAAUAAAACUCUAAGUUUUGGUGUAUGUGAGUACUGCUGAAGUGGAGAAACAAACUUUUUAAGAUAUUUAAUGGAACUGAAAUCUGUAGAUAAAGUGUGAUUUAAAAACUGACCAGGCUUUUGCCUGUAGUGUCUUGCCUUGAGAUUUGACAUUUUUUAAUGCCUCCAGUUUCAUUAAUGCAACAUAGUUUUCUUUCUCUUGAUUUUGAUUUGAAACAUGAUUGGCUCAUGUUCUAAGGAAUCCACACCUUUAUUUUUGGGAAGUAAUAAGGUGAAUUGCUUUAAGGUCUAUCGUUUUGUUUAGUUAGAUCAGUGGGUCAGUGGCAUUUGAAGUGUGAUGUAAUCUUUUAAGGUGACUCAGAAAUUCACAGUUUUAUUAUGAGGAGUGCUGGAUGAGCUCAACGAGUUUAUUCAGCUUUGUUUUGGACCAUUUGAGGAUCUGAAGUGCUGUGAGUCUGACAGACACGGGCGCAUCAGCGAUCCUCUCAGAACGUCUCUCCUGAAUGCUGUUAUGUGUGUGUGAUGAUGAAUGAUCGUGCUCUCUGCGGUUAUCAGCUCUCAUCUUGCCUUCCUCAAUGAAGUUUCAAUCUCUGAUCAAGAGACGAAGAGCUCAAACUUUCUUUGGCAGCUACUCAUUACCACUAGCUCAUAAAUCACUGCUUUACUUCAAGGAGCUUGUUUCGCAUGUAUAGGUGCACAUAUGACAUACGAAUGACAUGUUUCAUGUGCUGAUUUAAAGCAUUACAGCUAGCACGGGGAGGUUUACUGAAAGUGUUUUAUUAAUUGUGUUCAUGUGAUUCAUACGCAUGUGCUUUUAUACAGUACAGUUAAGAGUAGAAACAGCAGGUGUUACAGGAUAUAGGUCUGUUUUCACCACGGAAUAAAAAAAAAAAUACAAAAGGUGAUUUUUUUUUUUUUUUUAGUUAAUUUGCAAUUCUAAGAAAUA